AUGGUUCCUUCAACUGCAAUGUCAGAAUCCCUAACAACAAGUGCAACCAUUGGAUCAACUUCCACCAAAGAUUUGACAUUCAUAACUGGUGGUACUACUGAUAAGACCUCCUCAGCAGUAGAGACUACGACAGUGCUCACAUCAAACAAAAGUCCUGACACAACAGCUAGCAUGGCUGACACAACGGAAAUAACCACAGCAGAGACGACAAAGGAGAAACUUGAGACAAGCAUGACAACAUCAACGCAAACCACUUACACUGCAUCUGUUGCUGAAUCUACUGAGGGGUUGACCUCAGGCACAGCAGGUUGGACCUCCGUAGAAUCAACCUUUACAAGUGUUGGGCCAGGUGAAACAUCCACUCCAGAGAAGUCAACAACAACAACAGACAUGAGUUCAAUAGCAUCCACUCAAGCAACUUACAGUACCCCCAUUUCUAAAUCUACAAAAGGGUUGACCACAGAAACAACAGCUUGGACCACUGAAGGAUCAACUCUUACAACUGAGCAGCCAACAGAUAAAUCCACUUCGGUAGGAGAGACAAUGUCAGCCACCAUUUCGAGUACAAGCCCAGACAAAACGACUAGUAGAACUGGUAGACCUUUGAGCACAUCUUCUCAGGAAACAAGUGCAACAUCAGGUACAAGUUCAUCAGAGUGGACAACUAUUACGGAAAUGGUUCCUUCAAAUGCAAUGUCAGAAUCCCUAACAACAAGUGCAACCAUUGGAUCAACUUCCACCAAAGAUUUGACAUUCACAACUGGUGGUACUACUGAUAAGACCUCCUCAGCAGUAGAGACUACGGCAGUGCUCACUUCAAACAAGAGUCCUGACACAACAGCUAGCAUGGCUGACACAACGGAAAUAACCACAGCAGAGAGGACAACUGAGAAACUUGAGACAAGCAUGACAACAUCAACGCAAACAACUUACACUGCCUCUGUUUCUGGAUCUACUGAGGGGUUGAACUCAGAUACAACAGCUUGGACCUCCAUAGAAUCAACCUUUACAAGUGUUGGGCCAGGUGAAACAUCCACUCCAGAGAAGUCAACAACAACAACAGAUAUGAGUUCAAUAGCAUCCACUCAAGCAACUUACAGCACCCCCAUAUCUAAAUCUAAAAAGGUGUUGACAAAAGAAACAACGGCUUGGACCACUGAAGGAUCAACUCUUACAAUUGGGCAGCCAACAGAUAAAUCCACUUCGGUAGGAGAGACAAUGUCAGCCACCAUUUCGAGUACAAGCCCAGACACAACGACUAGUACAACUGAUAAACCUUUGAGCACAUCUUCUCAGGAAACAAGUGCAACAUCAGGGACAAUUUCAUCAGAGUGGACAAUUAUUACGGAAAUGUUUCCUUCAACUGCAAUGUCAGAAUCCCUAACAACAAGUGCAACCAUUGGAUCAACUUCCACCAAAGAUUUGACAUUCACAACGGGUGGUACUACUGAUAAGACCUCCUCAGCAGUAGAGACUACGACAGUGCUCACUUCAAACAAGAGUCCUGAUACAACAGCUAGCAUGGCUGACACAACGGAAAUAACCACAGCAGAGACGACAACGGAGAAACUUGAGACAAGCAUGACAACAUCAAUGCAAACCACUUACACUGCAUCUGUUGCUGAAUCUAAUGAGGGGUUGACCUCAGGCACAGCAGGUUGGACCUCCGUAGAAUCAACCUUUACAAGUGUUGGGCCAGGUGAAACAUCCACUCCAGAGAAGUCAACAACAACAACAGACAUGAGUUCAAUAGCAUCCACUCAAGCAACUUACAGUACCCCCAUUUCUAAAUCUACAAAGGGGUUGACCACAGAAACAACAGCUUGGACCUCUGAAGGAUCAACUCUUACAACUGAGCAGUCAACAGAUAAAUCCACUUCGGUAGGAGAGACAAUAACAGCCACCAUUUCGAGUACAAGCCCAGACACAACGACUAGUACAACUGAUAGACCUUUGAGCACAUCUUCUCAGGAAACAAGUGCAACAUCAGAGACAAGUUCAUCAGAGUGGACAACUAUUACGGAAAUGGUUCCAUCAACUACAAUGUUAGAAUCUCUAACAACAAGUGCAACCAUUGGAUCAUCUUCCACCAAAGAUUUGACAUUCACUACUGGUGGUACAACUGAUAAGACCUCCUCAGCAGAAGAGACUACGACAGUGCUCACUUCUAACAAGAGUCCUGACACAACAGCUAGCAUGGCUGACACAACGGAAAUAACCACAGCAGAGACUAAAACUAGGAAAAUUGAGACAAGCAUGACAACAUCAACGCAAACCACUUAUACUGCAUCUGUUGCUAAAUCUACUGAGGGGAUGACCUCAGGCAAAACAGCUUGGACCUCCAUAGAAUCAACCUUUACAAGUGUUGGGCCAGGUGAAACAUCCACUCCAGAGAAGUCAACAACAACAACAGACAUUAGUUCAAUAGCAUCCACUCAAGCAACUUACAGUACCCCCAUUUCUAAAUCUACAAAGGGGUUGACCACAGAAACAACAGCUUGGACCACUGAAGGAUCAACUCUUACAACUGAGCAGCCAACAGAUAAAUCCACUUCGGUAGGAGAGACAAUAACACCCACCAUUUCGAGUAUAAGCUCAGACACAACGACUAGCACAACUGAUAAACCUUUUAACACAUCUUCUCAGGAAACAAGUGCAACAUCAGAGACAAGUUCAUCAGAGUGGACAACUAUUACAGAAAUGGUUCCUUCAACUGCAAUGUCAGAAUCCCUAACAACAAGUGCAACCAUCGGAUCAUCUUCCACCAAAGAUUUGACAUUCACAACUGGUGGUACUACAGAUAAGACCUACUCAGCAGCAGAGACUACGACAGUGCUCACUUCAAACAUGAGUCCUGACACAACAGCUAGCAUGGCUGACACAACAGAAAUAACUACAGCAGAGAGGACAACUGAGAAACUUGAGACAAGCUUGACAACAACAACGCAAACCACUUACACUGCCUCUGUUUAUGGAUCUACUGAGGGGUUGAACUCAGGCACAACAGCUUGGAUCUCCGUAGAAUCAACCUUUACAAGUAUUGGGCCAGUUGAAACAUCCACUCCAGAGAAGUCAACAACAACAACAGAGAUGAGUUCAAUAGCAUCCACUCAAGCAACUUACAGUACCCCCAUUUCUAAAUCUACAAAGGGGUUGACCACAGAAACAACAGCUUGGACCACUGAAGGAUCCACUCUUACAACUGAGCAGCCAACAGAUAAAUCCACUUCGGUAGGAGAGACAAUAACACCCACCAUUUCGAGUACAAGCCCAGACACAACGACUAGUACAACUGAUAGACCUUUUAGCACAUCUUCUCAGGAAACAAGUGCAACAUCAGAGACAAGUUCAUCAGAGUGGACAACUAUUACGGAAAUGGUUCCAUCAACUGCAAUGUUAGAAUCCCUAAAAACAAGUGCAACCAUUGGAUCAUCUUCCACCAAAGAUUUGACAUUCACAACUGGUGGUACUACUGAUAAGACCUCCUCAGCAGUAGAGACUACGACAGUGCUCACUUCAAACAUGAGUCCUGACACAACAGCUAGCAUGGCUGACACAACGGAAAUAACUACAGCAGAGAGGACGACUGAGAAACUUGAGACAAGCUUGACAACAAAAACGCAAACCACUUACACUGCCUCUGUUUCUGGAUCUACUGAGGGGUUGACCUCAGGCACAACAGCUUGGACCGCCGUAGAAUCAACCUUUACAAGUAUUGGGCCAGUUGAAACAUCCACUCCAGAGAAGUCAACAACAACAACAGAGAUGAGUUCAAUAGCAUCCACUCAAGUAACUUACAGUACCCCCAUUUCUAAAUCUACAAAGGGGUUGACCACAGAAACAACAGCUUGGACCACUGAAGGAUCCACUCUUACAACUGAGCAGCCAACAGAUAAAUCCACUUCGGUAGGAGAGACAAUAACACCCACCAUUUCGAGUACAAGCCCAGACACAACGACUAGCACAACUGAUAGACCUUUUAGCACAUCUUCUCAGGAAACAAGUGCAACAUCAGAGACAAGUUCAUCAGAGUGGACUACUAUUACGGAAAUGGUUCCAUCAACUGCAAUGUUAGACUCCCUAACAACAAGUGCAAACAUUGGAUCAUCUUCCACCAAAGAUUUGACAUUCACAACUGGUGGUACUACUGAUAUGACCUACUCAGCAGCAGAGACUACGACAGUGCUCACUUCAAAUAUGAGUCCUGACACAACAGCUAGCAUGGCUGACACAACGGAAAUAACUACAGCAGAGAGGACGACUGAGAAACUUGAGACAAGCUUGACAACAAAAACGCAAACCACUUACACUGCCUCUGUUUCUGGAUCUACUGAGGGGUUGAACUCAGGCACAACAGCUUGGACCGCCGUAGAAUCAACCUUUACAAGUAUUGGGCCAGUUGAAACAUCCACUCCAGAGAAGUCAACAACAACAACAGAGAUGAGUUCAAUAGCAUCCACUCAAGUAACUUACAGUACCCCCAUUUCUAAAUCUACAAAGGGGUUGACCACAGAAACAACAGCUUGGACCACUGAAGGAUCCACUCUUACAACUGAGCAGCCAACAGAUAAAUCCACUUCGGUAGGAGAGACAAUAACUCCCACCAUUUCGAGUACAAGCCCAGACACAAUGACUAGUACAACUGAUAGAACUUUUAGUACAUCUUCUCAGGAAACAAGUGCAACAUCAGAGACAAGUUCAUCAGAGUGGACAACUAUUACGGAAAUGGUUCCAUCAACAGCAAUGUUAGAAUCCCUAACAACAAGUGCAACCAUUGGAUCAUCUUCCACCAAAGAUUUGACAUUCACAACUGGUGGUACUACUGAUAAGACCUCCUCAGCAGAAGACACUACGACAGUGCUCACUUCAAACAUGAGUCCUGACACAACAGCUAGCAUGGCUGACACAACAGAAAUAACUACAGCAGAGAGGACAACUGAGAAACUUGAGACAAGCUUGACAACAACAACGCAAACCACUUACACUGCCUCUGUUUCUGGAUCUACUGAGGGGUUGACCUCAGGCACAACAGCUUGGACCGCCAUAGAAUCAACCUUUACAAGUAUUGGGCCAGUUGAAACAUCCACUCCAGAGAAGUCAACAACAACAACAGAGAUGAGUUCAAUAGCAUCCACUCAAGUAACUUACAGUACCCCCAUUUCUAAAUCUACAAAGGGGUUGACCACAGAAACAACAGCUUGGACCACUGAAGGAUCAACUCUUACAACUGAGCAGCCAACAGAUAAAUCCACUUUGGUAGGACAGACAAUAACAGCCACUAUUUCGAGUACAAGCCCAGACACAACGACUAGUACAACUGAUAGACCUUUGAGCACAUCUUCUCAGGAAACAAGUGCAACAUCAGAGACAAGUUCAUCAGAGUGGACAACUAUUACAGAAAUGGUUCCUUCAACUGCAAUGUCAGAAUCCCUAACAACAAGUGCAACCAUCGGAUCUUCUUCCACCAAAGAUUUGACAUUCACAACUGGUGGUACUACUGAUAAGACCUCCUCAGCAGAAGACACUACGACAGUGCUCACUUCAAACAUGAGUCCUGACACAACAGCUAGCAUGGCUGACACAACGGAAAUAACUACAGCAGAGAGGACAACUGAGAAACUUGAGACAAGCUUGACAACAACAACGCAAACCACUUACACUGCCUCUGUUUCUGGAUCUACUGAGGGGUUGACCUCAGGCACAACAGCUUGGACCGCCAUAGAAUCAACCUUUACAAGUAUUGGGCCAGUUGAAACAUUCACUCCAGAGAAGUCAACAACAACAACAGAUAUGAGUUCAAUAGCAUCCACUCAAGCAACUUACAGUACCCCCAUUUCUAAAUCUACAAAGGGGUUGACAACAGAAACAGCAGCUUGGACCACUGAAGGAUCCACUAUUACAGCUGAGCAGCCAACAGAUAAUUACACUUCGGUAGGAGAGACAAUAACUCCCACCAUUUCGAGUACAAGCCCAGACACAACGAUUAGUACAACUGAUAGAACUUUUAGCACAUCUUCUCAGGAAACAAGUUCAACAUCAGAGACAAGUUCAUCAGAGUGGACAACUAUUACGGAAAUGGUUCCAUCAACUGCAAUGUUAGAAUCCCUAAAAACAAGUGCAACCAUUGGAUCAUCUUCCACCAAAGAUUUGACAUUCACAACUGGUGGUACUACUGAUAAGACCUCCUCAGCAGAAGACACUACGACAGUGCUCACUUCAAACAUGAGUCCUGACACAACAGCUAGCAUGGCUGACACAACAGAAAUAACUACAGCAGAGAGGACAACUGAGAAACUUGAGACAAGCUUGACAACAACAACGCAAACCACUUACACUGCCUCUGUUUCUGGAUCUACUGAGAGGUUGAACUCAGGCACAACAGCUUGGACCUCCGUAGAAUCAACCUUUACAAGUAUUGGGCCAGUUGAAACAUCCACUCCAGAGAAGUCAACAACAACAACAGAGAUGAGUUCAAUAGCAUCCACUCAAGCAACUUACAGUACCCCCAUUUCUAAAUCUACAAAGGGGUUGACAACAGAAACAGCAGCUUGGACCACUGAAGGAUCCACUAUUACAGCUGAGCAGCCAACAGAUAAUUACACUUCGGUAGGAGAGACAAUAACACCCACCAUUUCGAGUACAAGCCCAGACACAACGACUAGUACAACUGAUAGAACUUUUAGCACAUCUUCUCAGGAAACAAGUGCAACAUCAGAGACAAGUUCAUCAGAGUGGACAACUAUUACGGAAAUGGUUCCAUCAACUGCAAUUUUAGAAUCCCUAAAAACAAGUGCAACCAUUGGAUCAUCUUCCACAAAAGAUUUGACAUUCACAACUGGUGGUACUACUGAUAUGACCUACUCAGCAGCAGAGACUACGACAGUGCUCACUUCAAACAUGAGACCUGACACAGCAGCUAGCAUGGCUGACACAACGGAAAUAACUACAGCAGAGAGGACAACUGAGAAACUUGAGACAAGCUUGACAACAACAACGCAAACCACUUACACUGCCUCUGUUUCUGGAUCUACUGAGAGGUUGAACUCAGGCACAACAGCUUGGACCUCCGUAGAAUCAACCUUUACAAGUAUUGGGCCAGUUGAAACAUCCACUCCAGAGAAGUCAACAACAACAACAGAGAUGAGUUCAAUAGCAUCCACUCAAGCAACUUACAGUACCCCCAUUUCUAAAUCUACAAAGGGGUUGACCACAGAAACAGCAGCUUGGACCACUGAAGGAUCCACUCUUACAACUGAGCAGCCAACAGAUAAAUCCACUUUGGUAGGAGAGACAAUAACACCCACCAUUUCGAGUACAAGUCCAGACACAACGACUGGUACAACUGAUAUAACUUUUAGCACAUCUUCUCAGGAAACAAGUGCAACAUCAGAGACAAGUUCAUCAGAGUGGACAACUAUUACGGAAAUGGUUCCAUCAACUGCAAUUUUAGAAUCCCUAAAAACAAGUGCAACCAUUGGAUCAUCUUCCACAAAAGAUUUGACAUUCACAACUGGUGGUACUACUGAUAUGACCUACUCAGCAGCAGAGACUACGACAGUGCUCACUUCAAACAUGAGACCUGACACAACAGCUAGCAUGGCUGACACAACGGAAAUAACUACAGCAGAGAGGACAACUGAGAAACUUGAGACAAGCUUGACAACAACAACGCAAACCACUUACACUGCCUCUGUUUCUGGAUCUACUGAGGGGUUGAACUCAGGCACAACAGCUUGGACCUCCAUAGAAUCAACCUUUACAAGUAUUGGGCCAGUUGAAACAUCCACUCCAGAGAAGUCAACAACAACAACAGAUAUGAGUUCAAUAGCAUCCACUCAAGCAACUUACAGUACCCCCAUUUCUAAAUCUACAAAGGGGUUGACCACAGAAACAGCAGCUUGGACCACUGAAGGAUCCACUCUUACAACUGAGCAGCCAACAGAUAAAUCCACUUUGGUAGGAGAGACAAUAACACCCACCAUUUCGAGUACAAGUCCAGACACAACGACUGGUACAACUGAUAUAACUUUUAGCACAUCUUCUCAGGAAACAAGUGCAACAUCAGAGACAAGUUCAUCAGAGUGGACAACUAUUACGGAAAUGGUUCCAUCAACUGCAAUGUUAGAAUCCCUAAAAACAAGUGCAACCAUUGGAUCAUCUUCCACCAAAGAUUUGACAUUCACAACUGGUGGUACUACUGAUAUGACCUACUCAGCAGCAGAGACUACGACAGUGCUCACUUCAAACAAGAGUCCUGACACAACAGCUAGCAUGGCUGACACAACAGAUAUAACUACAGCAGAGAGGACAACUGAGAAACUUGAGACAAGCUUGACAACAACAACACAAACCACUUACACUGCCUCUGUUUCUGGAUCUACUGAGGGGUUGAACUCAGGCACAACAGCUUGGACCUCCGUAGAAUCAACCUUUACAAGUAUUGGGCCAGUUGAAACAUCCACUCCAGAGAAGUCAACAACAACAACAGAUAUGAGUUCAAUAGCAUCCACUCAAGCAACUUACAGUACCCCCAUUUCUAAAUCUACAAAGGGAUUGACCACAGAAACAGCAGCUUGGACCACUGAAGGAUCCACUCUUACAACUGAGCAGCCAACAGAUAAAUCCACUUCGGUAGGAGAGACAAUAACAUCCACCAUUUCGAGUACAAGCCCAGACACAACGACUGGUACAACUGAUAGAACUUUUAGCACAUCUUCUCAGGAAACAAGUGCAACAUCAGAGACAAGUUCAUCAGAGUGGACAACUAUUAAGGAAAUGGUUCCAUCAACUGCAAUGUUAGAAUCCCUAAGAACAAGUGCAACCAUUGGAUCAUCUUCCACCAAAGAUUUGACAUUCACAACUGGUGGUACUACUGAUAAGACCUCCUCAGCAGUAGAGACUACGACAGUGCUCACUUCAAACAGGAGUCCUGACACAACAGCUAGCAUGGCUGACACAACAGAUAUAACUACAGCAGAGAGGACAACUGAGAAACUUGAGACAAGCUUGACAACAACAACGCAAACCACUUACACUGCCUCUGUUUCUGGAUCUACUGAGGGGUUGAACUCAGGCACAACAGCUUGGACCUCCGUAGAAUCAACCUUUACAAGUAUUGGGCCAGUUGAAACAUCCACUCCAGAGAAGUCAACAACAACAACAGAGAUGAGUUCAAUAGCAUCCACUCAAGCAACUUACAGUACCCCCAUUUCUAAAUCUACAAAGGGGUUGACCACAGAAACAACAGCUUGGACCACUGAAGGAUCCACUCUUACAACUGAGCAGCCAACAGAUAAAUCCACUUCGGUAGGAGAGACAAUAACACCCACCAUUUCGAGUACAAGCCCAGACACAACAAUUAGCACAACUGAUAGACCUUUUAGCACAUCUUCUCAGGAAACAAGUGCAACAUCAGAGACAAGUUCAUCAGAGUGGACAACUAUUACGGAAAUGGUUCAAUCAACUGCAAUGUUAGAAUCCCUAACAACAAGUGCAACCAUUGGAUCAUCUUCCACCAAAGAUUUGACAUUCACAACUGGUGGUACUACUGAUAUGACCUACUCAGCAGCAGAGACUACGACAGUGCUCACUUCAAACAUGAGUCCUGACACAACAACUAGCAUGGCUGACACAACGGAAAUAACUACAGCAGAGAGGACAACUGAGAAACUUGAGACAAGCUUGACAACAACAACGCAAACCACUUACACUGCCUCUGUUUCUGGAUCUACUGAGGGGUUGAACUCAGGCACAACAGCUUGGACCUCCGUAGAAUCAACCUUUACAAGUAUUGGGCCAGUUGAAACAUCCACUCCAGAGAAGUCAACAACAACAACAGAGAUGAGUUCAAUAGAAUCCACUCAAGCAACUUACAGUACCCCCAUUUCUAAAUCUACAAAGGGGUUGACCACAGAAACAACAGCUUGGAUCACUGAAGGAUCCACUCUUACAACUGAGCAGCCAACAGAUAAAUCCACUUUGGUAGGAGAGACAAUAACUCAAACCAUUUCGAGUACAAGCCCAGACACCAUGACUAGUACAACUGAUAGAACUUUUAGCACAUCUUCUCAGGAAACAAGUGCAACAUCAGAGACAAGUUCAUCAGAGUGGACAACUAUUACGGAAAUGGUUCCAUCAACUGCAAUGUUAGAAUCCCUAAGAACAAGUGCAACCAUUGGAUCAUCUUCCACCAAAGAUUUGACAUUCACAACUGGUGGUACUACUGAUAUGACUUACUCAGCAGCAGAGACUACGACAGUGCUCACUUCAAACAAGAGUCCUGACACAACAGCUAGCAUGGCUGACACAACAGAAAUAACUACAGCAGAGAGGACAACUGAGAAACUUGAGACAAGCUUGACAACAACAACGCAAACCACUUACACUGCCUCUGUUUCUGGAUCUACUGAGGGGUUGAACUCAGGCACAACAGCUUGGACCUCCGUAGAAUCAACCUUUACAAGUAUUGGGCCAGUUGAAACAUCCACUCCAGAGAAGUCAACAACAACAACAGAGAUGAGUUCAAUAGCAUCCACUCAAGCAACUUACAGUACCCCCAUUUCUAAAUCUACAAAGGGGUUGACCACAGAAACAACAGCUUGGACCACUGAAGGAUCCACUCUUACAACUGAGCAGCCAACAGAUAAAUCCACUUCGGUAGGAGAGACAAUAACACCCACCAUUUCGAGUACAAGCCCAGACACAACGACUAGUACAACUGAUAGAACUUUUAGCACAUCUUCUCAGGAAACAAGUGCAACAUCAGAGACAAGUUCAUCAGAGUGGACAACUAUUACGGAAAUGGUUCCAUCAACUGCAAUGUUAGAAUCCCUAACAACAAGUGCAACCAUUGGAUCAUCUUCCACCAAAGAUUUGACAUUCACAACUGGUGGUACUACUGAUAAGACCUCCUCAGCAGUAGAGACUAUGACAGUGCUCACUUCAAACAUGAGUCCUGACACAACAGCUAGCAUGGCUGACACAACAGAAAUAACUACAGCAGAGAGGACAACUGAGAAACUUGAGACAAGCUUGACAACAACAACGCAAACCACUUACACUGCCUCUGUUUCUGGAUCUACUGAGGGGUUGAACUCAGGCACAACAGCUUGGACCUCCGUAGAAUCAACCUUUACAAGUAUUGGGCCAGUUGAAACAUCCACUCCAGAGAAGUCAACAACAACAACAGAGAUGAGUUCAAUAGCAUCCACUCAAGCAACUUACAGUACCCCCAUUUCUAAAUCUACAAAGGGGUUGACCACAGAAACAACAGCUUGGACCACUGAAGGAUCAACUCUUACAACUGAGCAGCCAACAGAUAAAUCCACUUCGGUAGGAGAGACAAUAACACCCAUCAUUUCGAGUACAAGCCCAGACACAACAACUAGUACAACUGAUAGACCUUUUAGCACAUCUUCUCAGGAAACAAGUGCAACUUCAGAGACAAGUUCAUCAGAGUGGACAACUAUUACAGAAAUGGUUUCAUCAACUUCAGUGUUAGAAUCCCUAACAACAAGUGCAACCAUUGGAUCAUCUUCCACCAAAGAUUUGACAUUCACAACUGGUGGUACUACUGAUAAGACCUACUCAGCAGCAGAGACUACGACAGUGCUCACUUCAUAUAUGAGUCCUGACACAACAGCUAGCAUGGUUGACACAACGGAAAUAACUACAGCAGAGAGGACAACUGAGAAACUUGAGACAAGCUUGACAACAACAAUGCAAACCACUUACACUGCCUCUGUUUCUGGAUCUACUGAGGGGUUGAACUCAGGCACAACAGCUUGGACCUCCGUAGAAUCAACCUUUACAAGUAUUGGGCCAGUUGAAACAUCCACUCCAGAGAAGUCAACAACAACAACAGAGAUGAGUUCAAUAGCAUCCACUCAAGCAACUUACAGUACCCCCAUUUCUAAAUCUACAAAGGGGUUGACCACAGAAACAGCAGCUUGGACCACUGAAGGAUCCACUUUUACAACUGAGCAGCCAACAGAUAAAUCCACUUCGGUAGGACAGACAAUAACACCCACCAUUUCGAGUACAAGCCCAGACACAAUGACUGGUACAACUGAUAGAACUUUUAGCACAUCUUCUCAGGAAACAAGUGCAACAUCAGAGACAAGUUCAUCAGAGUGGACAACUAUUACGGAAAUGGUUCCAUCAACUGCAAUGUUAGAAUCCCUAAAAACAAGUGCAACCAUUGGAUCAUCUUCCACCAAAGAUUUGACAUUCACAACUGGUGGUACUACUGAUAAGACCUCCUCAGCAGUAGAGACUACGACAGUGCUCACUUCAAACAUGAGUCCUGACACAACAGCUAGCAUGGCUGACACAACAGAAAUAACUACAGCAGAGAGGACAACUGAGAAACUUGAGACAGGUUUGACAACAACAACGCAAACAACUUACACUGCCUCUGUUGCUGGAUCUACUGAGGGGUUGACCUCAGGCACAACAGCUUGGACCGCCAUAGAAUCAACCUUUACAAGUAUUGGGCCAGUUGAAACAUCCACUCCAGAGAAGUCAACAACAACAACAACAGAUAUGAGUUCAAUAGCAUCCACUCAAGCAACUUUCAGUACCCCCAUUUCUAAAUCUACAAAGGGGUUGAACACAGAAACAACAGCUUGGACCACUGAAGGAUCAACUCUUACAACUGAGCAGCCAACAGAUAAAUCCACUUCGGUAGGAGAGACAAUAACACCCAUCAUUUCGAGUACAAGCCCAGACACAAUGACUAGUACAACUGAUAGACCUUUUAGCAAAUCUUCUCAGGAAACAAGUGCAACUUCAGAGACAAGUUCAUCAGAGUGGACAACUAUUACAGAAAUGGUUUCAUCAACUGCAGUGUUAGAAUCCCUAACAACAAGUGCAACCAUUGGAUCAUCUUCCACCAAAGAUUUGACAUUCACAACUGGUGGUACUACUGAUAAGACCUCCUCAGCAGUAGAGACUACGACAGUGCUCACUUCAAACAUGAGUCCUGACACAACAGCUAGCAUGGCUGACACAACGGAAAUAACUACAGCAGAGAGGACAACUGAGAAACUUGAGACAGGCUUGACAACAACAACGCAAACCACUUACACUGCCUCUGUUUCUGGAUCUACUGAGGGGUUGAACUCAGGCACAACAGCUUGGACCUCCGUAGAAUCAACCUUUACAAGUAUUGGGCCAGUUGAAACAUCCACUCCAGAGAAGUCAACAACAACAACAGGUAUGAGUUCAAUAGCAUCCACUCAAUCAACUUACAGUACCCCCAUUUCUAAAUCUACAAAGGGGUUGACCACAGAAACAACAGCUUGGACCACUGAAGGAUCAACUCUUACAACUGAGCAGCCAACAGAUAAAUCCACUUCGGUAGGACAGACAAUAACACCCACCAUUUCGAGUACAAGCCCAGACACAAUGACUGGUACAACUGAUAGAACUUUUAGCACAUCUUCUCAGGAAACAAGUGCAACAUCAGAGACAAGUUCAUCAGAGUGGACAACUAUUACGGAAAUGGUUCCAUCAACUGCAAUGUUAGAAUCCCUAAAAACAAGUGCAACCAUUGGAUCAUCUUCCACCAAAGAUUUGACAUUCACAACUGGUGGUACUACUGAUAAGACCUCCUCAGCAGUAGAGACUACGACAGUGCUCACUUCAAACAUGAGUCCUGACACAACAGCUAGCAUGGCUGACACAACAGAAAUAACUACAGCAGAGAGGACAACUGAGAAACUUGAGACAGGUUUGACAACAACAACGCAAACAACUUACACUGCCUCUGUUGCUGGAUCUACUGAGGGGUUGACCUCAGGCACAACAGCUUGGACCGCCAUAGAAUCAACCUUUACAAGUAUUGGGCCAGUUGAAACAUCCACUCCAGAGAAGUCAACAACAACAACAACAGAUAUGAGUUCAAUAGCAUCCACUCAAGCAACUUUCAGUACCCCCAUUUCUAAAUCUACAAAGGGGUUGAACACAGAAACAACAGCUUGGACCACUGAAGGAUCAACUCUUACAACUGAGCAGCCAACAGAUAAAUCCACUUCGGUAGGACAGACAAUAACAGCCACUAUUUCGAGUACAAGCCCAGACACAACGACUAGUACAACUGAUAGAACUUUGAGCACAUCUUCUCAGGAAACAAGUGCAACAUCAGAGACAAGUUCAUCAGAGUGGACAACUAUUACAGAAAUGGUUCCUUCAACUGCAAUGUCAGAAUCCCUAACAACAAGUGCAAACAUUGGAUCAUCUUCCACCAAAGAUUUGACAUUCACAACUGGUGGUACUACUGAUAAGACCUCCUCAGCAGUAGAGACUACGACAGUGCUCACUUCAAACAUGAGUCCUGACACAACAGCUAGCAUGGCUGACACAACAGAAAUAACUACAGCAGAGAGGACAACUGAGAAACUUCAGACAAGCUUGACAACAACAUCGCAAACCACUUACACUGCCUCUGUUUCUGGAUCUACUGAGGGGUUGAACUCAGGCACAACAGCUUGGACCUCCGUAGAAUCAACCUUUACAAGUAUUGGGCCAGUUGAAACAUCCACUCCAGAGAAGUCAACAACAACAACAGAGAUGAGUUCAAUAGCAUCCACUCAAGCAACUUACAGUACCCCCAUUUCUAAAUCUACAAAGGGGUUGACCACAGAAACAACAGCUUGGACCACUGAAGGAUCAACUCUUACAACUGAGCAGCCAACAGAUAAAUCCACUUCGGUGGGAGAGACAAUAACACCCAUCAUUUCGAGUACAAGCCCAGACACAAUGACUAGUACAACUGAUAGACCUUUUAGCACAUCUUCUCAGGAAACAAGUGCAACUUCAGAGACAAGUUCAUCAGAGUGGACAACUAUUACGGAAAUGGUUUCAUCAACUGCAAUGUUAGAAUCCCUAACAACAAGUGCAACCAUUGGAUCAUCUUCCACCAAAGAUUUGACAUUCACAACUGGUGGUACUACUGAUAAGACCUCCUCAGCAGUAGAGACUACGACAGUGCUCACUUCAAACAUGAGUCCUGACACAACAGCUAGCAUGGCUGACACAACAGAAAUAACUACAGCAGAGAGGACAACUGAGAAACUUGAUACAGGUUUGACAACAACAACGCAAACAACUUACACUGCCUCUGUUGCUGGAUCUACUGAGGGGUUGACCUCAGGCACAACAGCUUGGACUGCCAUAGAAUCAACCUUUACAAGUAUUGGGCCAGUUGAAACAUCCACUCCAGAGAAGUCAACAACAACAACAGAUAUGAGUUCAAUAGCAUCCACUCAAGCAACUUACAGUACCCCCAUUUCUAAAUCUACAAAGGGGUUGACCACAGAAACAACAGCUUGGACCAUUGAAGGAUCAACUCUUACAACUGAGCAGCCAACAGAUAAAUCCACUUCGGUAGGAGAGACAAUAACUCCCAUCAUUUCGAGUACAAGCCCAGACACAACGACUAGUACAACUGAUAGACCUUUUAGCACAUCUUCUCAGGAAACAAGUGCAACUUCAGAGACAAGUUCAUCGGAGUGGACAACUAUUACGGAAAUGGUUUCAUCAACUGCAAUGUUAGAAUCCCUAACAACAAGUGCAACCAUUGGAUCAUCUUCCACCAAAGAUUUGACAUUCACAACUGGUGGUACUACUGAUAAGACCUCGUCAGCAGUAGAGACUACGACAGUGCUCACUUCAAACAUGAGUCCUGACACAACAGCUAGCAUGGCUGACACAACGGAUAUAACUACAGCAGAGAGGACAACUGAGAAACUUGAGACAAGCUUGACAACAACAACGCAAACCACUUACACUGCCUCUGUUGCUGGAUCUACCGAGGGGUUGAACUCAGGCACAACAGCUUGGACCUCCGUAGAAUCAACCUUUACAAGUAUUGGGCCAGUUGAAACAUCCACUCCAGAGAAGUCAACAACAACAACAGAUAUGAGUUCAAUAGCAUCCACUCAAGCAAGUUACAGUACCCCCAUUUCUAAAUCUACAAAGGGGUUGACCACAGAAACAACAGCUUGGACCACUGAAGGAUCAACUCUUACAACUGAGCAGCCAACAGAUAAAUCCACUUCGGUAGGAGAGACAAUAAAACCCACCAUUUCGAGUACAAGCCCAGACACAACGAUUGGUACAACUGAUAGAACUUUUAGCACAUCUUCUCAGGAAACAAGUGCAACAUCAGAGACAAGUUCAUCAGAGUGGACAACUAUUACGGAAAUGGUUCCAUCAACUGCAAUGUUAGAAUCCCUAAAAACAAGUGCAACCAUUGGAUCAUCUUCCACCAAAGAUUUGACAUUCACAACUGGUGGUACUACUGAUAAGACCUCCUCAGCAGUAGAGACUACGACAGUGCUCACUUCAAACAUGAGUCCUGACACAACAGCUAGCAUGGCUGACACAACGGAAAUAACUACAGCAGAGAGGACAACUGAGAAACUUGAGACAAGCUUGACAACAACAACGCAAGCCACUUACACUGCCUCUGUUUCUGGAUCUACUGAGGGGUUGAACUCAGGCACAACAGCUUGGACCUCCGUAGAAUCAACCUUUACAAGUAUUGGGCCAGUUGAAACAUCCACUCCAGAGAAGUCAACAACAACAACAGAGAUGAGUUCAAUAGCAUCCACUCAAGCAACUUACAGUACCCCCAUUUCUAAAUCUACAAAGGGGUUGACCACAGAAACAACAGCUUGGACCACUGAAGGAUCAACUCUUACAACUGAGCAGCCAACAGAUAAAUCCACUUCGGUAGGAGAGACAAUAACACCCAUCAUUUCGAGUACAAGCCCAGACACAAUGACUAGUACAACUGAUAGACCUUUUGGCACAUCUUCUCAGGAAACAAGUGCAACUUCAGAGACAAGUUCAUCAGAGUGGACAACUAUUAUGGAAAUGGUUUCAUCAACUGCAAUGUUAGAAUCCCUAACAACAAGUGCAACCAUUGGAUCAUCUUCCACCAAAGAUUUGACAUUCACAACUGGUGGUACUACUGAUAAGACCUCGUCAGCAGUAGAGACUACGACAGUGCUCACUUCAAACAUGAGUCCUGACACAACAGCUAGCAUGGCUGACACAACAGAAAUAACUACAGCAGAGAGGACAACUGAGAAACUUGAUACAGGUUUGACAACAACAACGCAAACAACUUACACUGCCUCUGUUGCUGGAUCUACUGAGGGGUUGACCACAGGCACAACAGCUUGGACUGCCAUAGAAUCAACCUUUACAAGUAUUGGGCCAGUUGAAACAUCCACUCCAGAGAAGUCAACAACAACAACAGAGAUGAGUUCAAUAGCAUCCACUCAAGCAACUUACAGUACCCCCAUUUCUAAAUCUACAAAGGGGUUGACCACAGAAACAACAGCUUGGACCAUUGAAGGAUCAACUCUUACAACUGAGCAGCCAACAGAUAAAUCCACUUCGGUAGGAGAGACAAUAACUCCCAUCAUUUCGAGUACAAGCCCAGACACAACGACUAGUACAACUGAUAGACCUUUUAGCACAUCUUCUCAGGAAACAAGUGCAACUUCAGAGACAAGUUCAUCGGAGUGGACAACUAUUACGGAAAUGGUUUCAUCAACUGCAAUGUUAGAAUCCCUAACAACAAGUGCAACCAUUGGAUCAUCUUCCACCAAAGAUUUGACAUUCACAACUGGUGGUACUACUGAUAAGACCUCGUCAGCAGUAGAGACUACGACAGUGCUCACUUCAAACAUGAGUCCUGACACAACAGCUAGCAUGGCUGACACAACAGAAAUAACUACAGCAGAGAGGACAACUGAGAAACUUGAGACAGGUUUGACAACAACAACGCAAACAACUUACACUGUCUCUGUUGCUGGAUCUACUGAGGGGUUGACCUCAGGCACAACAGCUUGGACCGCCAUAGAAUCAACCUUUACAAGUAUUGGGCCAGUUGAAACAUCCACUCCAGAGAAGUCAACAACAACAACAGAGAUGAGUUCAAUAGCAUCCACUCAAGCAACUUUCAGUACCCCCAUUUCUAAAUCUACAAAGGGGUUGAACACAGAAACAACAGCUUGGACCACUGAAGGAUCAACUCUUACAACUGAGCAGCCAACAGAUAAAUCCACUUCGGUAGGAGAGACAAUAACACCCAUCAUUUCGAGUACAAGCCCAGACACAAUGACUAGUACAACUGAUAGACCUUUUAGCAAAUCUUCUCAGGAAACAAGUGCAACUUCAGAGACAAGUUCAUCAGAGUGGACAACUAUUACGGAAAUGGUUUCAUCAACUGCAAUGUUAGAAUCCCUAACAACAAGUGCAACCAUUGGAUCAUCUUCCACCAAAGAUUUGACAUUCACAACUGGUGGUACUACUGAUAAGACCUCCUCAGCAGUAGAGACUACGACAGUGCUCACUUCAAACAUGAGUCCUGACACAACAGCUAGCAUGGCUGACACAACAGAAAUAACUACAGCAGAGAGGACAACUGAGAAACUUCAGACAAGCUUGACAACAACAUCGCAAACCACUUACACUGCCUCUGUUUCUGGAUCUACUGAGGGGUUGAACUCAGGCACAACAGCUUGGACUGCCAUAGAAUCAACCUUUACAAGUAUUGGGCCAGUUGAAACAUCCACUCCAGAGAAGUCAACAACAACAACAGAUAUGAGUUCAAUAGCAUCCACUCAAGCAACUUACAGUACCCCCAUUUCUAAAUAUACAAAGGGGUUGACCACAGAAACAACAGCUUGGACCAUUGAAGGAUCAACUCUUACAACUGAGCAGCCAACAGAUAAAUCCACUUCGGUAGGAGAGACAAUAACUCCCAUCAUUUCGAGUACAAGCACAGACACAACGACUAGUACAACUGAUAGACAUUUUAGCACAUCUUCUCAGGAAACAAGUGCAACUUCAGAGACAAGUUCAUCGGAGUGGACAACUAUUACGGAAAUGGUUUCAUCAACUGCAAUGUUAGAAUCCCUAACAACAAGUGCAACCAUUGGAUCAUCUUCCACCAAAGAUUUGCCAUUCACAACUGUUGGUACUACUGAUAAGACCUCCUCAGCAGUAGAGACUACGACAGUGCUCACUUCAAACAUGAGUCCUGACACAACAGCUAGCAUGGCUGACACAACAGAAAUAACUACAGCAGAGAGGACUACUGAGAAACUUGAGACAGGUUUGACAACAACAACGCAAACAACUUACACUGCCUCUGUUGCUGGAUCUACUGAGGGGUUGAACUCAGGCACAACAGCUUGGACCUCCGUAGAAUCAACCUUUGCAAGUAUUGGGCCAGUUGAAACAUCCACUCCAGAGAAGUCAACAACAACAACAGAGGUGAGUUCAAUAGCAUCCACUCAAGCAACUUACAGUACCACCAUUUCUAAAUCUACAAAGGGGUUGACCACAGAAACAACAGCUUGGACCACUGAAGGAUCAACUCUUACAACUGAGCAGCCAACAGAUAAAUCCACUUCGGUAGGAGAGACAAUAACACCCAUCAUUUCGAGUACAAGCCCAGACACAAUGACUAGUACAACUGAUAGACCUUUUAGCAAAUCUUCUCAGGAAACAAGUGCAACAUCAGAGACAAGUUCAUCAGAGUGGACAACUAUUACGGAAAUGGUUCCAUCAACUGCAAUGUUAGAAUCCCUAACAACAAGUGCAACCAUUGGAUCAUCUUCCACCAAAGAUUUGACAUUCACAACUGGUGGUACUACUGAUAAGACCUCCUCAGCAGUAGAGACUACGACAGUGCUCACUUCAAACAUGAGUCCUGACACAACAGCUAGCAUGGCUGACACAACAGAAAUAACUACAGCAGAGAGGACAACUGAGAAACUUGAGACAGGCUUGACAACAACAACGCAAACAACUUACACUGCCUCUGUUGCUGGAUCUACUGAGGGGUUGAACUCAGGCACAACAGCUUGGACCUCCAUAGAAUCAACCUUUACAAGUAUUGGGCCAGUUGAAACAUCCACUCCAGAGAAGUCAACAACAACAACAACAGAUAUGAGUUCAAUAGCAUCCACUCAAGCAACUUUCAGUACCCCCAUUUCUAAAUCUACAAAGGGGUUGACCACAGAAACAACAGCUUGGACCACUGAAGGAUCCACUCUUACAACUGAGCAGCCAACAGAUAAAUCCACUUCGGUAGGACAGACAAUAACAGCCACUAUUUCGAGUACAAGCCCAGACACAACGACUAGUACAACUGAUAGAACUUUGAGCACAUCUUCUCAGGAAACAAGUGCAACAUCAGAGACAAGUUCAUCAGAGUGGACAACUAUUACAGAAAUGGUUCCUUCAACUGCAAUGUCAGAAUCCCUAACAACAAGUGCAAACAUUGGAUCAUCUUCCACCAAAGAUUUGACAUUCACAACUGGUGGUACUACUGAUAAGACCUCCUCAGCAGUAGAGACUACGACAGUGCUCACUUCAAACAUGAGUCCUGACACAACAGCUAGCAUGGCUGACACAACAGAAAUAACUACAGCAGAGAGGACAACUGAGAAACUUGAGACAAGCUUGACAACAACAUACGCAAACCACUUACACUGCCUCUGUUUCUGGAUCUACUGA
Molecule: messenger RNA, 20544 nt
Organism: Xyrauchen texanus (razorback sucker)
Lineage: Eukaryota; Metazoa; Chordata; Actinopteri; Cypriniformes; Catostomidae
Product: mucin-17-like
Exons: 1
Coding region: 1-20544 (6847 amino acids)
Source: RefSeq, a predicted model, not a curated record